UAUACCCUGGUUGACAGGCUACCCACAUGACUAUACACAAAUCAAGAAUUUAGAGUGAGACUGGUGUUAGCAAGACUAGCACCAGCUCACUGUAGCAUGUGAUGUGAUUACCUGAUCCGCAAAAUACCUAUCCAGGGGUUGUAAGAUCUGGCAUGCAUUCGCAAAAUCGGAUUAGGGGAACACGACUGUAUGAGGCGCAUUCCUCUUGCCUAGGUUUUGCUGACGCAUUCCAGAUAUUACAACAACGCCUGGAUAUGUAUUUUACGUAAUUCCGGAAGCAUUUCUCAGGUCUGUGUAGCAGUGGGGACUUAUUUAGUAGUUACACCAUGGAGUCCUGCUGUGAAAACGUGAAAGCUGUCAGGAGAAGUAAAGAGGAGAAGAAACUUCUCCGAAAGCAAAUCAAAGCCAGUCAUACUUUACUGAAACAUGAGGGAAUAAGCACAGUAUCACAGCCCACCAAGAGCCUGGUGGUGGCUAAUGGUGGGCUAGGUAACGGUGUGAGCCGUGAGCAGCUCCAGGACGUGCUGGGAGAGGUCGGCGAGAUAGAAAUCCUGCUUAUGCCUCCACACAAACCCUACGCCCUAGUGACCUACAGGUCAGAGGUCAGCGCCCAGAGAGGACACGCCCUCAACGGACGACAGCUGCAGCGUGGGGACCAGAUUGUCACACUGUACCUGAGCUAUGUCAACACAGUGGACAGUGAGUUGUGGGGGUGUGUGGACCUCCCCCCAGGGUUGGUGCUGGUUGAGGAGUUUGUGUCUCCAGAGGAAGAGGCUCUCCUGCUGGAUGCUAUAGACUGGACGUCCCACGAUGAGGAUGUCACUGUGCAGAAAGUCCUGAAGCACAGGAGAGUGAAGCAUUUUGGUUACGAGUUUCGCUAUGACAACAACAACGUGGACAAAGACAAACCGUUACCUGGAGGUCUUCCCCAGGUGUGUGUCCCUGUGCUGGAGAGGUGUGUGAGGGACAGACACACAGAAGUCAUGCCAGACCAGCUGACUGUGAACCAGUACCAGUCUGGACAAGGUAUUCCUCCUCAUGUAGACACUCACUCUGCCUUUGAAGACCUCAUCCUCUCCCUAAGCCUGGGGGCUAAGACGGUGAUGGAUUUUCGUCAUCCUGAAGGCCGCUCGGUUGCCGUAGUGUUGCCACGGCGCAGUCUCCUGCUGAUGAAGGGAGAGAGCAGAUACCUAUGGACACACGGGAUAACCCCCAGGAAGUUUGAUGUGGUGCCAGCCUGUGACCCAAAAUCCCCUGCUGCAGUGACCUCUGACCUCAGUAACCAUAGUAACCUCACCCUAAGUAGGAGGGACACCAGGACCUCUCUCACCUUCCGUAAGGUGCGCCGCACACCAUGUGACUGUGGUUACCCCUCUGCCUGUGACAGCCAGCAGCCUCCUGCCCCUCCCUCGCCCCCCUUCCUCCCUCGCAGCCAGACUGACGCCUGCCGUCUGGAGGCGGAGUUUGUGCACCGCGUGUACGAGGAGAUCGCUUGUCACUUCAGCAGCACUCGACACUCUCCCUGGCCACGCGUGUGUCACUUCCUGUCUUCCCUAGAACCAGGAAGCAUUCUCGCUGAUGUGGGCUGUGGAAAUGGAAAGUACCUGGGCGUCAACCCGGAUGUGAUUGCGGUGGGCUGUGACCGUAGCAGUGCUCUGGUCCAGAUCUGCUCUGAAAGAGGCUUCCAGGCCUUUGUGUCAGAUGCCCUCAAUGUACCUCUACGCAGUGACACCUGUGAUGCCUGCAUCUCUAUAGCGGUCAUACACCACCUCUCCACACAGAAGCGGAGGCAGGCUGUGGUUGAGGAACUUGUCCGACUGCUGAGGCCUGGAGGACAGGCGCUGAUCUAUGUGUGGGCUGUGGAACAGGAAUAUAACAAGCAGAAGUCCAAAUAUCUCAAAGAGACCAGACAACAGGGUCCUACAGGCGACUCCACGGACCACAACAACCAGAAGUCAAAGAGUCUUACAGGCAAUAACAUAGACGCCCACAACACAGCACAGGACUUUCCAGGCAAUACCACAGACGCCAACAACACAGCACAGGAUUUUUCAGGCAUAGCCACGGACGCCCACAACACAGCACAGGAUUUUUCAGGCAUAGCCACGGACGCCCACAACACAGCACAGGAUCUUUCAGGCAUAGCCACAGACUGCACCAAGGUCCACCGUGAGACAGAGAGUCCAGCAAAACUGAGCAUUCACACCAACCGCACUGCCUUCAACUCCCAGGACCUCCUGGUGCCCUGGCACCUCAAGGGUGGAGUGAGAGGAGGGUGUAACCAGGGGAGGGGAGAGGAUGAGCAGGGGGAACAAGGCUCCAAAAAUACUUUAGACCCCCCCACUGAAGCCCAGGCCCCCGCUCCCAGCCCAGUGUUUCACCGCUACUACCAUGUGUUCCAGAAGGGGGAGCUAGAGGAGCUGUGUGUCAGGGUUAGAGGGGUGGCCAUACAGAGAAGCUACCACGACCAGGGGAACUGGUGUGUCAUACUGAAGAAGACUGGAGACAGAUAAACACUUCCACAUUUAGGUAAAUGUGCUCCUGAACUGAUAAACAUUGAAUUCAGAAAUAAAUUAGCUUUUCGCUUCAUCAGAUAAAGAUGGAGACAAUUAUACAAACCCAUUAACUUUUAUCUCUGAUUUAUUGUAAAUAAUAAAGAUUGAAAAACAAAAUGUC
Molecule: messenger RNA, 2676 nt
Organism: Oncorhynchus gorbuscha (pink salmon)
Lineage: Eukaryota; Metazoa; Chordata; Actinopteri; Salmoniformes; Salmonidae
Gene: alkbh8
Product: alkB homolog 8, tRNA methyltransferase
Exons: 11
Coding region: 327-2513 (728 amino acids)
Biological process (GO): tRNA wobble uridine modification
Cellular component (GO): nucleus; cytoplasm
Molecular function (GO): S-adenosylmethionine-dependent methyltransferase activity; tRNA binding; 2-oxoglutarate-dependent dioxygenase activity
Source: RefSeq, a predicted model, not a curated record